GCAAGAGAUAUGAUAACUGGAUAACACUCUGUGUUUUUAGCUUGCUACAUAAAUAGAUACGCUAGCCUAUUAUCCACAUUAUGACUGACUUAUGAUCAUUGCCCUUGCUAGUUUGAUUGUAUUGACAUUCCCAGCCUUAGUUACAUUCGUUCAUUUUUGUCCAGAAUAUUGAGUCAUUGAACCUGAAACAGUUCAGGAGGCAGCAAACAAUGUACCAGGCCAGCUGUGAUUUACAACCUGAUAGCAAUAUUGUUGGGACUACCAAGAAAUGUAUUGGUGAAUUAUAUUAAUCAUUCAUCCAUCUAUUCUGCCCACAAUGCCUUAGUGUACUUAUAAAGUUGGUUUUGUAGCAUAAACUGGGAAUGUGAUAUUUUUUACUAAUAUUAUGAUUUUCUGUUUGUUUCAUAUCUGCAAAGUAGUUAAAAUGCUGUCAUUUCCACUUUAAGUGUUUCCUUUAUGUUGGCAGUUACCUAGUGACUUUUGAAACUGACCGGAUUCCAGUAGUCCCACUCUAGCUCUGUGGCUUUUCACAGUCACAUCACCCUGGGUAUGUGGCUGGGCUGAGGAGAGAGAUGUGAGAAAGACAGAGGAAGAAGGUUAGUGGAGAGAAAGAUAUUGUGAAAUGAAGCGAUAGGGAGUAGAGGUAGAGAGAGGCGAGGGGGGGGAAAAAAGGUGAGAUAAGGGAAGAGAGAAAAAGAGAUGAGUGUGAAAGGCACUUGUUUCAGAUUUCCUUAUCGAGUCCUGAUCUUAGUCAAGGUUUUCAUCAGACAAACCACCGAGAGAUACAUGUCUGGUCAUGUUCUGACAUUGUUUACCUUCAUGGAAUAUACAUAUAACAUAUUACAGGUCAUAUUACCCGCCAUCCGUUAUCAUGAUAUAACGCGCGAGUAUCAGUUAUACCUGUAAAAAGUCGGGCUUCGGGCGAUUAAACGGAAGCCCAUUAAUUUUCAAUGUCAGAAGCGAUGUGGGCGGAGGGACCGUUGGGCGAGCAAGGCAAGGAACGUGGAAAGGGUCGGACCAACGUUGGGGAAAGCUGAAUAUAUUAUGCAAGAAUUCCCCAACAUCGCUUUGCUAUUGACCAAUCGAAGCUCACUACAAUUUCCAGCCCCUAAUGCAUUGGCUUUUGAUAUCUCACACUACCUAUGCUAGCUUGUUUGCACCAAUAGAGAGCGAUGCAAGCGUGGCUACCGGAUCUCGCCAGUUAGGAGCUGAAACUAACAAAUGCCACCAGUCAACAAUCCUAUUUUAGAAACUGAAAACAUGAAACGUAGAAGAGUUUGUGUUUUUUUCUUUUCUUAGGAUGAGUGGGAUGUUUUCCGUCACACCUCUCAUACCCACUUGCCGGUUUAUUAAAACACAGAGCCGAGAUGCCACUGAGCAUUCUCACAAGCGCGCGAUGAUUACUGUAUGUAGAAUAAUCAUUGGCUAUAAAAUGCCAUGUAAUAUAAUAGUUUAGACUGGGAAAGACAGGUACAAAGAAGCCUAAUAUUGGACAGUGUGUCAAGACAUUGUACAAACCAGUAAUGGAUGGAGAAGUUCACGUGGAAACGGAGAUGGAGUACGUCACUGUUCGGGCGCAUCCUCUCCGGAGAAGCUGGAGGCUGGCCGUGGUCCUGUCUGUUCAGAACGCGCUCGUGGCAGUUUGUUUGGCUGUUAGCUUCUAUUGCUUCUGGCUUGAGCAUCAACGUGUGUCUGAGAGGCCGGAGGAGAGUGAGAUCUACAUCCACUUUGACCCUAUUACAGGAGGUUAUCCCUCUCCGCCCUCGUUUCCUCCCCUCCCCGUCUCUGCAGGCAUCCAAGACAAUGAGCCAAUCAAGUUUAAGAGCUACGUUAACCAUACAAUGAAUCUCAGCGGCGAUAGUGGGAUUCAGGUCAGGUGUACUGGUCCUUACAUUCUGUACAUGGAGGUGUGCAGUGAGGGUCUGGAUGGACAGUUAGGCAACGGGACCCUGGAGCUGAGGGAGGGGAGUCGGGAGCUGGCCAGCUUCAGCCUGCAGGCCAGAGAAGAGGACUGUAGGGAUUCUCUCCUCCACCAGACAGUGUACCUCAGGAAGGAGGAGAUCGCCACUCUACACUUCACCUCGAAAGGCAAGAAAAACUUGGUGGUGAAGAACCUGACUCUGGGACUGCACUAUCUGCUGGGGACACAAUGUCAGCACUGAGGGGCUGGGGACAACACACAUGCGCGCAUGCACGCACACACACACGCACACACACACGCUUGCACAAGAACAGCAUUUUUAUAAUGAUGAUAUUCAGGGAAUGAUGAUGAAUGUAGAAAUGUAGAAAUACAAAUUAUUUUUGGAUAUGAUUUCAACUGUCAUGUAAUUAACUUUCAUCAAAAGUAUGAUUCCAUUGGUCUUCAUAGUAGAUCAUAUAGUUGAUAAUAAGGUGCAUGAGCUUUCGGUUUUAAUGCAACUUUUAUGGUAAUAAGUCAUUGAAUUUAAUGCCAAUUGAUCAUUGUUUCUGUGUAGUAUAUGGUUAAGAGUAUAGGUGAUUGAAAUCUAGAUACUGAUGUUUCUUCUAUUUGUUUAUCGUUAUUGUCAUAUUGUACAUUUUGAGAAUAAGAAGUCUUGUACAUCUUUAAAAUGUGUGUCACAUCAGAGUACUGUAUUUCCUGUCCCUGAUCACUGACUGGAACUGUUGGUUUAGUAUCACAUUAGUAUCACUCUUGCCUUACUAUUUACUUUCAUCUUUCUCUCUUUCUCCCUCUCGCUCGGUUUUGACAUCAUUGUAUCAGUGUACAGACAGAUGUAUUACAUAUGACUGCUCUGAAAGUGAAAGUAACAAAUGUUUUUAUUGGUUUUGAUUGGCUGGUUUUCACUACUGUUUCUGUUGUUGUUGCUGCUGUUGUGACCUUUAUGCACUUCUCCUUUUUCCAUUAGACACCCUUUUGUACUCUUUGUUUCAUAAAUAAAAUGAGAAUAUGAAA
Messenger RNA from Salvelinus fontinalis (brook trout), 2932 nucleotides. RefSeq lists its product as uncharacterized. The record is from RefSeq and is a predicted model, not a curated record. NCBI's taxonomy places the organism in Eukaryota, Metazoa, Chordata, Actinopteri, Salmoniformes, Salmonidae. Bases 1524 to 2162 code for a protein of 212 amino acids. The transcript has 3 exons.